Laccaria bicolor S238N-H82 is the source of this 597-nucleotide messenger RNA. RefSeq lists its product as uncharacterized. Lineage: Eukaryota; Fungi; Basidiomycota; Agaricomycetes; Agaricales; Hydnangiaceae. Bases 1 to 597 code for a protein of 198 amino acids. The record is from RefSeq and is a predicted model, not a curated record. The transcript has 13 exons.
AUGACCAGAAUUCUACCAACGGCGCGUCCUGCCCUCAACAAAGGCACUAAUAAACAAAGAUGUUUCAAUAAAUGUGCCCUGGACCUGAAAACAACCUCAGAUAGGGGAUUGUGCAAGCCAAUUUGGCCUGACAAAUGGGCCACUGGAAUCCACUGGACUCCACUGGAAUCCACAUGGAUUAUGGUUAGGUUAGGGUUAGGGAGGAGGAGCCAUGAGCUGAAGGUAUGUGCUCAGUACUUUGAGUUCAUGUUCAGGUGCUCCAAAAAAUCAGGGUAUCAGAUGGAAGAGGAUUGCUUAACAUACCUCCAAGUUGCUCUGCCAAGUCUUUUGUUUCCAUCACAUGUCUACCAUAAACCAAGGUCAACCAUACUUAAGAUGGACUUGGAGAUCGUAAAGAACUUCCUUGGUUCCUCAUCUCCUGAAGAUGGACUUGAACCAGAUGGAGAUCAUAGAGAACUUCCUGGUGUUAUCAUAAUGGACUUGUUCAAGUUGCUUGACAAUCAUGGUGGAGAACUUGCUGACUUAGUGUCAUUGAAUGCGAGUGACAUCAAAACGGUUCUUAAGAUCUUGGGCUCAGAUUCACCGUCCCCCAUGUGA